AGUUUCGUAGCGGAGGCUUUCCUACGGAACUGGAAACGCGCUGGCAGGGAGAAACGCAGAGAACUGCAAUACCCAGAAGCGGUCGCGGGCUCUCAGCAUCCGGGACACCGUCCGCAGGGAUCUCUGGGUCUUGUGGUCCUGUCCUUUGGCAGCAACCCUCUACCGACGGUAAAACUCCAGCCGCAGAGUGGACUACAACUCCCAGUAGCCCUUGCUGCGGUGCGGGGGGUCUUCACGUUCUUGUGGCGCGGCGCAGGCGUACUGGGUCCUCGGCGCGGACCGCGCAGACUGAAUAAUAAAAGGGGAGCGGCGAAGAGGCAGGAAGACAGGACCAUGUCGAAGGGCCCCGGGCCCGGCGGCUCCGCAUCUUCCUCGGCGCCCCCGGCCGCUACCGCUCAGGUGCUGCAGGCACAGCCCGAGAAACCGCAGCACUACACGUACCUGAAGGAAUUCCGCACAGAGCAGUGCCCGCUGUUUGUGCAGCAUAAAUGUACUCAGCAUCGGCCCUAUACCUGCUUCCACUGGCACUUCGUGAACCAGCGGCGCCGCCGGUCCAUCCGCCGUCGAGACGGCACCUUCAACUACAGCCCUGACGUCUACUGCACCAAGUACGACGAGGCCACAGGCCUCUGCCCUGAGGGCGACGAGUGCCCAUUCCUGCACAGGACCACAGGGGACACUGAGCGCAGGUACCACCUGCGUUACUACAAGACUGGAAUCUGCAUCCAUGAGACAGACUCAAAAGGCAACUGCACCAAAAACGGCCUGCACUGCGCUUUUGCCCACGGGCCCCAUGACCUCCGCUCCCCUGUCUACGACAUCAGGGAGCUCCAGGCCAUGGAGGCCUUGCAGAACGGCCAGACCACAGUGGAGGGCAGCAUAGAGGGCCAGUCGGCUGGGGCCUCAAGCCACGCCAUGAUAGAAAAAAUCCUUAGUGAGGAGCCACGGUGGCAAGAGACCACUUAUGUGCUGGGGAACUAUAAGACGGAGCCAUGCAAGAAGCCCCCACGGCUGUGCCGCCAGGGUUAUGCCUGUCCUUAUUACCACAACAGCAAAGACCGGCGGCGGAGCCCCCGGAAGCACAAAUACAGGUCGUCUCCGUGUCCAAAUGUAAAACACGGUGAUGAAUGGGGCGACCCUGGCAAGUGUGAGAAUGGAGAUGCCUGCCAGUAUUGCCACACCCGCACAGAGCAGCAGUUCCACCCGGAGAUCUACAAAUCCACCAAGUGCAACGACAUGCAGCAGUCAGGCAGCUGUCCCCGAGGACCCUUCUGCGCCUUCGCCCACGUAGAACAGCCACCCCUGAGUGACGACUUGCAGCCCCCCUCAGCCGUGUCCAGCCCGACCCAGCCGGGCCCUGUCCUGUACAUGCCAUCUGCUGCCGGAGACUCGGUGCCUGUGAGCCCCUCCAGCCCACAUGCCCCAGACCUUAGCACUCUCCUCUGUAGAAACAGCAGCCUGGGCAGCCCUUCCAACCUCUGUGGCUCCCCCCCGGGCUCCAUGAGGAAGGCCCCGAACCUGGAGGGCAUUGUCUUCCCUGGGGAGUCUGGCCUCGCCCCUGGCAGCUAUAAGAAGGCUCCUGGCUUUGAGAGGGAGGACCAGGUGGGAGCUGAGUACCUGAAAAACUUCAAAUGCCAGGCCAAAUUAAAAUCCCACUCAAUAGAGUCCAGGAGUCAAGAGCAGCCUCUGCUCCAGCCCAAACAGGACGUGCUGGGCAUCCUCCCCGUGGGCAGUCCCCUGACCUCCAGCAUCUCUUCUAGUAUCACCUCCAGCCUGGCAGCUACUCCCCCCAGCCCUGCAGGCACCAGCAGCAUCCCUGGCAUGAACGCAAAUGCUCUGCCCUUCUACCCCACCAGUGACACGGUAGAGUCGGUCAUAGAGUCAGCCCUGGACGACCUGGACCUGAAUGAGUUUGGGGUGGCCGCCCUGGAGAAGACUUUCGAUAGCAACACAGUUCCCCAUCCAGGCAGCAUCACAAUUGGUGGCAGUUUGCUGCAAAGCUCUGCACCUGUGAACAUCCCUGGCUCCCUGGGAAGCUCUGCCUCCUUCCACUCCGCAUCCCCAUCCCCUCCUGUCAGCCUCUCCUCACAUUUCCUGCAGCAGCCUCAGGGUCACCUGAGCCAGUCAGAAAACACGUUUCUAGGGACCUCAGCAUCACAUGGAUCUUUAGGUCUGAAUGGGAUGAGCAGCAACAUCUGGGAGCACUUUGCCUCUGGAAGCUUCUCCCCAGGCACAUCCCCUGCUUUCCUGUCAGGGCCGGGGGCCGCCGAGCUGGCCCGGCUUCGGCAAGAACUAGAGGAAGCCAACGGCACGAUCAAGCAGUGGGAAGAGUCCUGGAAGCAGGCCAAGCAGGCUUGUGAUGCCUGGAAGAAGGAGGCGGAGGAGGCCAGCGAGCGAGCCAGCGCGGCAGGCGCUGAGUGUGAGCUGGCCCGGGAGCAGCGGGAUGCGCUGGAGGUGCAAGUGAAGAAGCUGCAGGAGGAGCUAGAGCGGCUGCCUUCGGGGCCCGGCCUGCAGGCCCUGCCCGCCUUUUCAGACCUGGAGGCCCUGUCGCUCCCCACCCUCUACUCCCUCCAGAAGCAGCUGCGGGCCCACCUGGAGCAAGUGGACAAGGCCGUGUUCCACAUGCAGUCGGUGAAAUGCCUUAAGUGUCAGGAGCAGAACCGAGCGGUGCUGCCGUGCCAACAUGCCGUGCUGUGCGAGCUCUGUGCCGAGGGCAGCGAGUGCCCCAUCUGCCAGCCAGGCCGGGCCCACGCCCUCCAGUCGUGACCCUGCCGCCCGGCCCUGCCUGGCUCAGACCUUCUCACCUAGGACUUUUUAAAGUGUGUAUAUAUGUAUGUAUGUACGUGUGUGUGUAUAUGUAGAUGGAUAUACACACACAUAUAUGUAUGUAUGUAUAUGUAUAUGAUUAUAUGUAUACAUUUCUGUGUGUAUGCGAGUCUGCGUGGGCGGCCAGUGUGUGAACAGUGUCUGUGUGUAUAUCUGUACAUAGAUAUAGACACACACUUUAAAACAGACUUACCAAGCACUUUUUAAAAGAAAACUAUUUUGCAGUCCUCUCCCUGCCCGCCCCUACCCUUCCCACUGCAGAGACAAAGUCCCUUCUUCCCCCACCGGCCUUUUGGCAGGGAAUCUUUCUGUCUCUUUUUUAUGUAGGAACUAACUAUUUUUAACUUCUUCCUAGGGCCUGAGCAGGGAAGGAGGGGAAGCUGGAAGGGGCUGCGGGGAGGGGAAAAGCUUUCCGGUCAGGCCCUGUGCUCACCCCACCUCCCCAGGUGAGAGGUGGGGGUGACUGGGGGGUCCUGGGUCCUGCAGGACAGACCCGUUCCCGGCUGUGAGGGCCUCUGUGAGGCCCAGCCCGCGUGCUUUACCAAAUGUGGAUUUAGGCCCAGGGGGAGCAGCAGGGGCUGGCAGGCCGGAACUGCAGGCCAGCCCCCUCCUGGUACCUGGGUUCCUGAGCUCUGAUGUCCACCUCAGUUCCCUGCCUGCACCCCCAGAACAGCCUCCCUGGCCCCACAGCCACCUACCAGACUCUGCGACCCCUGCUGUCCUCAGUUGUCCCCCCUCUCCUCCCUGGCAGGGCCCUCCACCUGCUAUCUGCCUCCUCCCCCUGGCAGCUAGCAGGGCAAUUGGGGGGAAGGGGCUGUGACUGUGAGGACCAAGGGAGGGGCCCAGGCCCUGCCCCCCUCGCCAGGAGGGGCUCCGUGGCAUUCCUUGGUGCUCUCUGAGUGCAGCUGGCGUCCCGCCCAUCCUGGGGUGGACGCCUGUGAGCGUGUGUGUGUGCCUGUCUGACGUAUAUUGUGUCUUAGCUUCCAUUUCCAGCAUUGUUCUGUACAGAGAUACAGCGGGGGAGGGAGGGCAGAGCGGGCAGAGGGGGCGACCCCGCUCCCAGCGCUGGGUGUCUGGGUCAGAAGCAAGAGGGCGUGAAGGGUCCAGCCCUGGCCCAGGCCCCUCCUUGGGCUCAGCACGAAAGGGCUUUCAAUGAAUUAAGUGGAAACUUUCUCUCUCUCUUUUUUUUUUU
Choloepus didactylus (southern two-toed sloth) is the source of this 4018-nucleotide messenger RNA. It is a transcript of the gene UNK, whose product is annotated as unk zinc finger. The record is from RefSeq and is a predicted model, not a curated record. The coding region runs from base 334 to 2766 and encodes 810 amino acids. Gene Ontology annotation, biological process: cell morphogenesis involved in neuron differentiation. The transcript has 16 exons. Lineage: Eukaryota; Metazoa; Chordata; Mammalia; Pilosa; Megalonychidae. Gene Ontology annotation, molecular function: mRNA CDS binding; metal ion binding.